Molecule: messenger RNA, 532 nt
Organism: Vicugna pacos (alpaca)
Lineage: Eukaryota; Metazoa; Chordata; Mammalia; Artiodactyla; Camelidae
Gene: S100A12
Product: S100 calcium binding protein A12
Biological process (GO): positive regulation of canonical NF-kappaB signal transduction; antimicrobial humoral immune response mediated by antimicrobial peptide; endothelial cell migration
Cellular component (GO): cytoplasm; extracellular exosome
Molecular function (GO): calcium-dependent protein binding; RAGE receptor binding; calcium ion binding
Source: RefSeq, a predicted model, not a curated record
GCAUUGUCCUCUGAUUGCCCCAAGAUGAAUCAGAGAAGUUUCUUCAUUUGAAGUCAAAGGUGAGGCCCUAAGGGCCUUAUAAAAACCUCCCUGGCUCAGAGCUCCUCACCAGUGCUGGCUUCUGCUACCGUUUCACACUCCUGUGCAUUGAGGGUUAGCGUGAGGUGGGAAAAUGACGAAGCUGGAGGAGCACCUGGAGGGGAUCAUCAACAUCUUCCAUCAGUACUCAGUUCGGGUGGGGCACUACGACACCCUCUCCAAGGGGGAGCUGAAGCAGCUGAUCACCAGGCAGCUUGGGAACACCCUCAAGAACACCAAAGAUCAGGCCACCAUUGACAAAAUAUUCCAAGAUCUGGAUGCUAAUAAGGAUGGACAGGUCAACUUUGAAGAAUUCAUAGCCCUGGUGGCCAGAGUGCUGCUGACUGCCCACGAGGAAAUCCACAAAGAGUAGGAAGCCCCGAGGGGCUCUUCCCAGUGAGCCCCCACAAAGACUCUCCCCACAUUAAUAAAUGUGCCCUUGAGAAGUUCUUAA